Messenger RNA from Hibiscus syriacus, 610 nucleotides. Its product is annotated as 60S ribosomal protein L30-like. NCBI's taxonomy places the organism in Eukaryota, Viridiplantae, Streptophyta, Magnoliopsida, Malvales, Malvaceae. Gene Ontology annotation, molecular function: RNA binding; structural constituent of ribosome. The transcript has 5 exons. Bases 70 to 408 code for a protein of 112 amino acids. The record is from RefSeq and is a predicted model, not a curated record. Gene Ontology annotation, cellular component: cytosolic large ribosomal subunit.
ACUGAGCCAUCUGUUGCUGCCGCUGUCACUGCCCCCUUCUCGUCGAAGACCUCCCAUCGUGCGUCGACAAUGGUUGCCUCCAAGAAGACCAAGAAGACCCAUGAGAGCAUUAACAACAGAUUGGCUCUCGUUAUGAAGAGUGGGAAAUACACUUUGGGUUACAAAACUGUCCUCAAAUCCCUUAGAAGCUCCAAAGGUAAGUUGAUUAUCAUUGCCAACAACUGCCCUCCUCUUAGGAAGUCGGAGAUCGAGUAUUAUGCUAUGUUGUGCAAGGUUGGAGUUCACCAUUACAACGGAAACAACGUAGAUUUGGGCACUGCGUGUGGCAAAUAUUUCAGAGUGUGCUGCCUUAGCAUUAUUGAUCCUGGUGACUCUGAUAUCAUUAAGAGCAUGCCUGGAGAUCACUAAGUUACUGGGGAUAGCAUAUCUUAAUAGGUUUUGUUUUGAUUUAGUUGCUUCAAAUUAAUUGAUAGUUUGAAACCUUGGUGUUGGAGAGAACUUCACUCUGAAAUUCAUAACUUAUGUUGUUGCUAUCUGCUUGUUUGGCCGCUGUUCUGGAGAUUUCGAGUCAAUUUUUCGGCAUUGCCUACAUUUUAAAGGACCCCUGCAA